GUGACUGGUGGUACAUCGCACGUCUGUACACUCUGUCUCUGUAUGCAAUGCAACUUCUCCACGUUCUCCACUCUGUACUAUUUUGAAGAUUUUGAACUUGGACUGGGUGUUGCAAGAUGUCUGGAACCAGGUACUAACCGCUGUACCAAAUGUGAGCGCUCUCGCAGUUAAUUUUUUGAUCAUUUACUCAUCGACGGUGAAUAUGGAGAUGCUACGUUCCUCCGAAACAGCGGUGUAUUUUAAGAACCUGGGGACCAGGAAAGUCUUGCCCGACUUAUAUGAGGAGCCACUUUUUGUUGGUUAGAUUGUACACAUUGUUUCUGACACAGUUGAAUCUACACUGGUGCAGUUCAAAGUGUUCUUGAGCAACAUUUCUGAUCAGGUUCUGCACAAACUGCAAGAGAAGACAUGAAGAUAAAGUACAAUUUUUAUCUUAAUAUCCAUGGUUUUAGGGAAAGUAUUCUCUGUCCUGAAUGGUCUGCGCAUCUAAGGACUCUUGGAAAGGUGCUGAUGAAGAAGUCGCAGAGUAAGGAAUCUCAAUAUUUGGUAGAGAGGCUACUGGAAAAAAAUAUAACUGUGAAUGGCCAGUUCAUGAAUACUCUUCCGAGCUCUAUCAACCUGUGUUUGUGCCAUGAACCAACUAUGGAAAUUACAAAACACUGCAACAUUGUUUCAUAUUUAAGUGAUAGAGGAAUUAGUUGUAAUAAUAAAAAGCAUUUUCUAGUAAGAAAAUUGCACCAGAGCAUGCUUUGUAGACCGAAAAAUAUUCACAAUGUUAUAUUAAAUCAAUACCUAGGUGUACGAUCAGUUCAUAACUUAAGCACAUCAGACUUGUUUGGGAGUGGUGAUAAAGUGCCGAAGACUGAAGAGCUAAGACAAAAGGAAACAGACAGCCAAGGGGAGUAUACAUUGAAGUUAGAAACAAAAACUGCUAAAGGCUCUCAUCAUCCAAGGAAAAGGCAGGGAUCUUCUGAAGAUAUUAAAGAUGAACAUAAUGAAACUACAGAUGGCAUUCUUAAUGGUGAAGAAUCUGAGGACAUCACUUCUAAAGAUUUGGAGAUGGUUGAAGGCAGAUUCCCGCAACCGAAAGGAACUCUUAAUAACCUAUAUGCAGUUGUAGCCCAAGAACUGAAGAGUCCUAGUUACCGCCUUCAGAAGAGUUACCGGAUGGUAUCUGUUCGCACUGGGAAGGUUAACAACAUCAUGUGGGCUUGCACGUACAAAGUGAAGUGGCCUAGAGAGGCCAGCUUUUCUGCAACAAUGUCAACGAAAGCUGCUGCUGGAAAGCAAGCAGCACUGAAAGCUCUGCAUUGGUUACAGGCACAAGGCAAACUGACUCAACGUGGAGCCCCACUAAUGUUUGAUAAGAGUGAGAUUCAAGGAAUGACAAGAGUACCAAUAGAAGUCACUGUCGAUGUUAGCACUAGUCAAGAUAUAGAUAUGCUUAUUGACUGGUACAAAAAGGUUUGUACAAUUUCAAACUUCAUAUCUCAGUGUAGCAACUUACAUGGUAACUAUGGUGAAGCUCUAAUGUAA
Cryptotermes secundus is the source of this 1536-nucleotide messenger RNA. RefSeq lists its product as uncharacterized. NCBI's taxonomy places the organism in Eukaryota, Metazoa, Arthropoda, Insecta, Blattodea, Kalotermitidae. The transcript has 4 exons. The record is from RefSeq and is a predicted model, not a curated record. Bases 409 to 1536 code for a protein of 375 amino acids.